AUGGCGCUGGAGGUAAGUCCCUUUGAAGUCAGUACACCAGUUCAGCAAAUAGGAUCUCAAUUUAUAACAAACAAAUCCAGAUUCAGAUGUACCUGGAAAGGCUGCAAACACAUAGAGCACACACCCAAGAAGAUCGAGAGACACAUAAGGAAUGUUCAUUUAGGUAAUAAAAAAGCGCGUCGCUCCGCAGAUUACGAUGAAUCAUGCAGCGAAAAUGACCAUGAGGAGGAAUUCUACUAUACGGAAAUUGAAGACGAGGAGGAAGAUAGUAAAACACCAAGCCCUACAUCACCUCCCACACUCAGCCACCGCGACAUGGCACGGCCACCACACGAAGAUCCUGAAUACCAAAGAAAAAUAGUGGGAAAUUAUAAGCAAGGACGUGUCAAUCAACAGCAACAGCAACAGCUUCAACAAAGUCAGGGUCAAAAUCUAAUAAACGGAAAGACGGUAUUUCACGGCGGCACUUUUAUUACAAAUAGCAAUAGUAGCAACAGCCAAAAUAACCAUCAAAUGCAGAACAAUUGCAUAUCGACUUCAUCGCUAACUCACCACAACUACUGGCAGUCAUCCUCAGUACCGGUAGUAUUAGCUCCGCAAACCGCCACUUCAGCGGUGACAACAAACUCAAGUCAGCAACUUCAACAGCAGCCGCAGCCACAGUAUAUUAAACACGCUCGAUCAUCGCCACGUCCGUCCCAGUCGACCGCGCCAUAUCCAUCGCCAACGUACCAUCAUAAUUACAGCAGCAGUCCGAAUGCGUGCAUUAGCAGUAAUGGCAAUAGCAGCGCCAAUGGCAACGCAUGUAACAAUCAAAGCAGUUCCAUCGUACACAACAAUAGCAGUGCCAACAAUAUGCUUCAGCAAUUGUCCCAACAAAAUGUCACGGUGACGGCACAUCAUAGUGGUGCUCAUCACAGUCAGCAACAGCAACACCAAGUACCGGCAGUAACUAUUACGCCAAAUUAUCCAAGCAAUCAGCAGCAACAACCACAACCGCAACAGCAACUACAGCACAUUCAUGGCCACCAACAAACGACGCACUCCAGCGCUGCCGGAACUAUAGUGACACUCCCUACAGCCCACGUAAACCAUAAUCCACAACAUCAUCAACAGACGUCUCAUCAUAACCAGCAACAGCAUUCACAACAUGUAGCUGCCGCCACGACAACUAAACACUCACCGAACUCACCAAAUAGACGAACUCGAGGCGAGAACAAAAAAUGCCGUAAAGUAUAUGGUAUGGAACGCCGUGAUCAAUGGUGCACCCAGUGCAGGUGGAAGAAAGCAUGCAGCCGAUUCGGUGACUGAAAAAGGCCCAAAAC
Anastrepha obliqua is the source of this 1325-nucleotide messenger RNA. RefSeq names its product zinc finger protein 704-like. Gene Ontology annotation, biological process: regulation of transcription by RNA polymerase II. Gene Ontology annotation, molecular function: DNA-binding transcription factor activity; RNA polymerase II cis-regulatory region sequence-specific DNA binding. The record is from RefSeq and is a predicted model, not a curated record. Gene Ontology annotation, cellular component: nucleus. NCBI's taxonomy places the organism in Eukaryota, Metazoa, Arthropoda, Insecta, Diptera, Tephritidae. Bases 1 to 1311 code for a protein of 436 amino acids. The transcript is spliced from 5 exons.